Messenger RNA from Zophobas morio, 1713 nucleotides. Its product is annotated as sorting nexin-4-like. Gene Ontology annotation, cellular component: SNARE complex; plasma membrane; early endosome membrane. Gene Ontology annotation, biological process: protein transport; positive regulation of autophagosome assembly. Lineage: Eukaryota; Metazoa; Arthropoda; Insecta; Coleoptera; Tenebrionidae. The transcript has 6 exons. The coding region runs from base 260 to 1507 and encodes 415 amino acids. Gene Ontology annotation, molecular function: phosphatidylinositol-3-phosphate binding. The record is from RefSeq and is a predicted model, not a curated record.
CGUAAGGGUCACGUUUUUACAGAUUCCUGUAACAAAAAACAAUAACAAUUUUUAUCAUUUAUUUAACGCGAUAACACGUAAUAAACCCACGAAACUCACAAACGAUUUAAAACUCACCACUUCUUGUGUGAACAAUAUAAUUUCGUAAUUUUGACAUCUGAUCCAACCUGUCAUUCGUGACAGUAGAAGUGAUAGUUGUCAAAAAUUUUUCUUUGAUCGGGUUUAUUUUUAAAUUUUACUUACAUUUUAAAUAAAGACCAUGGAGAAUAAAAGUACAAAAGCAAAAAAGAACAUUGACAAAAACAAACAACAGAAAGAGGACACAAUACUUAAUCACAUAGAAAUUUCCGUAGCCGAGUCGGAAAAACGGGCGAACGGAACAUUAAACCUACGAGAAUUUUACACAGUUUACUUAAUUGAAACCAAAUUAACCGACUCGGAGUUCCAGAAUCGGUUUCCCAAGGUGACGACGGUGUGGAGACGGUAUACGGAAUUCGAGCAACUCAGGGGCUACCUGGAAGUCACUUAUCCGUACAUUGUCUUGCCUCCUUUGCCGGAAAAACGUGUGAUGUUCGGAUGGCAGAAAAUUUCAAGUGAUACUUUUGACCCAAACUUCGUCGACAGGCGACGCGCGGGCUUAGAAAAUUUCCUGUUACGACUAGCGUCGCACCCUGUACUAAGCUGGGAUAAACACUUCGUAGAAUUCUUGCAGCAAGAAGACGACUGGAGGGAGUCUUACAAAAGCAACGGGUACUUACAACUAGUAGAAAACAAACUCAAAGCCUUAAACUUAUCAAUGAGACUUCGCAACUCGGACCCCAGAUUUGACGCGAUCAAAGACUACAGUCACAUUUUCCAAACUAACUUAAACAACCUACUUAAAGCUAGAUCGCGCGUGGCUGAGAAACAAUACAACGUGCAUAAACUCCACGCGAACUAUGGCCGGGUUUUCAGCGAGUGGAGCGCCGUGGAGAAGGAUAUGGGGGACGCGUUGCAGAAAACUGGUCACUAUUUGGAUUCUUUAGCUUCUAGUAUUGAUGCGGGGUUGGAGGACGAGGAGCUGCUGGCGGAUCAAUUGAAAGAAUAUUUAUUUUUUGCGAAUUCGUUGCAGAAUGUUUGUAAGAAUUAUGAGUAUCACCAGUUGCAGCUAGAAGGGGCUGAAGAUAACGUAGCUAGUAAGAAUGUAGAGAGGAAUAAGGCUCAGCAGGGGAAGACGGGGUUGAUGUCGAGGUUAUUUGGGGCUGUGGACACGGAUGAAGUGAGGGAGCUUAAGGUGAAUUUGUUGGACCAGCAGAUACAAGAGGGCGCGGCAGCUGUGAAUACAUCAAAGACUAGUUUAAACGAAUUUUCUACAAAGGCCUUAACAGACAUUGAAAGAUUCCAGAACCAAAAAGUAUAUGACUUGCGGGAAACCUUAACGAGCUAUGCAUUCCUCCAACUGAAAACUGCCAAAAAGGGUCUUCAGACAUGGAUUCAAAUACGUGAUUGUUUGCAAAACAUACCAUAAUUUUGUGAUUUUUAUUGAUAUACUGCAUAUUCUUCAAUCUUAAUGUUUGUAAAUGUGCUAUAUAUAUUGUUAAGUUACAAUGUCCACUUAUUGUAUUAUAAAACAGUAUUUAUUUAUUUGUUGUAAAAUAUUCAUAUUUUUAAAUAUAAAACAAGCUUUGCUACAAAGCUACUCUAAAGACGAGGCUGUAAAAAAUACUCGUGAAU